UCAGUUCUGCGCACUCACACCCCCCACUUUCCUUCCUCCUGCUAAAGGCAAAGACCAAAUCAUCACUCACUCUGUCUCUCCCUCCUUUUACACUCAUCUGAUCAGACAAACAAAGAGCGGGUGCUCCUACCCAAAAUAGAAGGCAGAGGCAGAAAGAUGACAAUCACCAUGGGAGACCAGGUUGAAUCUGAUCAUGUGCUGCUCAUCUCCCAGAUGUUCCCAGGAACGUACGGUACUCAAGUUGUGCCCCAACCACCACAAGGACCAAAGCUGAGAAGGCAGAGGCGGAAGAAGAGCAAAGGAGGAGAGGCGUCGGGUUCCGGGGAAGCGAAGAAGAGGAAGCUCAGUGCCCAGCAGGUGAAUCUGUUGGAGCAGAAUUUCGGCAACGAGCACAAGCUGGAGUCGGAGAGGAAGGACCGGCUUGCAUCGGAGCUAGGUCUCGACCCGCGACAAGUGGCGGUUUGGUUCCAGAACCGGAGGGCCCGGUGGAAGAACAAGAAGCUCGAGGAGGAGUACUCCAAGUUGAAGUCCCUCUACGAGAGUACCGUCCUGGAGAAGUGCCAUCUCGAAACCGAGGUCCUAAAGCUUAAGGAGCAAUUAUCCGAUGCAAUGAAGGAAAUCCAGAGGCUGUCGACGUCGCCGUCGGACGGCGGGGUUUCGAGCAACAGCCCGAUCAGCUCCUCAAUCUCCGAUGUCGGCCCGCCUUUCCUCGGGGAGUUUGGGGCCCUAGAGGCUGCAGUCGGGUACGACGAAGAUGCCGCCCUCUAUGCAAUUCCUGAUGAGAAUAGCUACAUCCAAAGCAUGGAGUGGUUCAGCCAAUAUCUGUAACCAAACACUUCUCUAUUCGAUCCAUCCAAGCGUAAUUACUAACCUAUCUAGAUAUGUAAUAUAUGUAGUAUAGUGUAUUGUAGAUAUAGUGGGGGCAAUCUAAUGUAAAUUCUUGUCCUCCGUUAACCUAGCAAUGACUCUGAUAUCGAUGUUAAGCUUAUUGAAUAACUUGCUUGAUCGAUAUAAUUUUUUUCCACUAAA
Punica granatum (pomegranate) is the source of this 1029-nucleotide messenger RNA. The record is from RefSeq and is a predicted model, not a curated record. NCBI's taxonomy places the organism in Eukaryota, Viridiplantae, Streptophyta, Magnoliopsida, Myrtales, Lythraceae.